Hemibagrus wyckioides is the source of this 2219-nucleotide messenger RNA. It is a transcript of the gene ugt5e1, whose product is annotated as UDP glucuronosyltransferase 5 family, polypeptide E1. Gene Ontology annotation, molecular function: UDP-glycosyltransferase activity. The transcript has 2 exons. Lineage: Eukaryota; Metazoa; Chordata; Actinopteri; Siluriformes; Bagridae. The coding region runs from base 176 to 1771 and encodes 531 amino acids. The record is from RefSeq and is a predicted model, not a curated record.
GGUGCUAUCCUCCUGCUGUAGUCAUUAUUACACAAGCUGCUAAUAAAAACUCGCAUGAGAUCAGAGUUAUGUUAUCAAACCCCUCAGGUUCUGUCAAGGCUGUCGCAUUCUGCACUGGAGCUCAUUCAUGUGGCUUCUGGAACAUCUCGAAAAACAUUAGUCCAGACUUGAGACAAUGUUCCUGCACUGCACUUUGCUCAUCGCUGGCCUCCUGUGGACCCAAACUUCUCUCAGCAGUGCAGGAAAAGUCCUGGUGUAUCCGGUAGAAGGAAGCCGCUGGGUCAACAUGAACAUCAUCCUGCAUGAACUACAUAAACGAGGUCACGAGCUGACAGUGGUACGUUCUUCCAGAAGUUCACAGAUUCCUGAAAACGCUCCUCACUACAAAUCACUAACCAUCCAGGUCACUGAUGCCAUGGAUUUGGAUAAAGCUGAACAAAUAGCGUUGCUCCUGAAAAAUGUUAUUGAAAGUCGUAAAAGUGAAUGGUCCAUUCUUCCCUUCAUAGCUACAUAUCAAACAUUUUUUAACAUUAUGGAGCAAGGUAACAGCGCGAGUGCAGAAAUGUUAAGAACCAUACUGGAGGAUAAAGCAUUAAUAAAAAAUCUCAAAAGCUCCAAGUUUGACUUGAUUUUGACUGAUCCGUUUUAUGGAAGUGGAGUUGUGUUGGGAUCGUACUUGGGUUUACCGACAGUGCUUAAUGUUCGCUGGAUAAUGAGCAGAGAAGCACACUUCACAAUCGCACCUUCUCCUCUUUCCUACAUCCCAGCAUUUGGAUCUGAAGUCAGUGACCAAAUGACCUUCAGAGACAGACUGAAGAACUUGUUUCAUUAUGUUCUUGCACAGUAUUUGGAUCACAUGGUCACUGGACCAGCUUAUCAGGGUCUCAUAUCUGAGUUUAUAGAUCCAGAAACUAAUAUCUUCUCCCUCACCCGAGGUGCAGCUCUCUGGCUCAUGCGAGUAGAUUUCGUGUUUGAGUUUCCUCGGCCCACGAUGCCAAACGUGGUCUACGUUGGGGGAUUUCAGUGCAAGCCUUCCAGACCUUUACCUGAUGAGUUGGAGAUGUUCAUGCAGAGUUCAGGGGAACAUGGUGUAAUCGUUAUGUCUUUUGGAACUCGGUUUAAAGGUUUGGAUCUUAAUCUAUCCGAAAUCUUCGCCUCUGCCUUUGCUCAUCUACCGCAGAAGGUCGUGUGGCGUCAUCGAGGACCGAAACCUUCCACAGUGGGCGACAACACACUAUUAUUAGACUGGAUUCCACAAAAUGACCUUCUUGGACAUCCAAAAACAAAGGUUUUCAUAACUCAUGGUGGAACAAAUAGCAUCUAUGAGGCCAUCUAUCACGGAGUCCCGAUGUUGGCAAUACCACUAAUCCUGGACCAGUUUGACAACAUGGUACGUCUGAAGGCUAAAGGCAUAGCUGAAGUUCUGGAGGUGACCAAAUUGGAUGUUGAUACACUGACCCAAUCUCUUAAAAACAUUAUGGAUGAAAAGCAGCUCUACAUGAAGAACAUGCAUGAGAUUUCCUCUCUAUAUCAUGACACACCACUAAAACCGAUGGAGAGCAUCAUCUUCUGGUUGGAAUUUGUCAUGAGGCAUAAAGGUGCAGCUCAUUUGCGUACCCAGGCGUAUAAGAUGCCCUGGUUUGCGUAUUAUAACGUGGAUAUUCUUGCAUUUAUAAUUGCAGUGUUUAUGAUCUUCUUUCUGCUGUUUGGUCUGAUCUGUAAGCUUCUGUGUAAGGGGCUGGAGAGAAAGAGAAAAGCCAAACAGCAGUAGGAGCUGUGGGAUUUCUUACCUCUGUUACCUCAACAUUGAGGUUUCCUGAUGAUUCCUGAUAUGUUCUUUAACCCCAGACAUUUAUAUUAAAUCCUCCUAAAUUUAUACGAUUACUAGAAACUAAAUUUGUAGGAAAAGUCUUUUCCAUGCUCUGGGAUGCACAAUGUUUAGAAAUAAAAGAGCUUUCAAAAUAACAAGGGGAAAAGAUAAAGAUGUUAAAAUUAUAGUUUUUCCCCAGACUCAAAUACAAACCUUUUUUUGUUGAUGAAGUCUUCUCGUGAUUGUUGACUUUGACGCAUCAACCUCCUGGAAGAUGUUCAGGUAACGCUUCAGAAUAACUGAUGUUCCUGAUCUGGCCAACGCUUGUGAUGGAGUUGUUCAUCAAGCUGCUGUGUUCCAUGAUCAUCUGGACCUUUUGUGUGUCUUGUCUCCCUCUCUCCCCUACUCU